Messenger RNA from Bufo bufo (common toad), 1120 nucleotides. It is a transcript of the gene RSPH9, whose product is annotated as radial spoke head component 9. The record is from RefSeq and is a predicted model, not a curated record. Gene Ontology annotation, cellular component: axoneme; radial spoke. Gene Ontology annotation, biological process: motile cilium assembly; axoneme assembly; cilium movement involved in cell motility. The transcript has 5 exons. Lineage: Eukaryota; Metazoa; Chordata; Amphibia; Anura; Bufonidae. Bases 186 to 1007 code for a protein of 273 amino acids.
UUCCUAACGGAUCCACGACCUGAGAACACGCUGAUAACGGAGCCGAGAAGCGGAAGUGACGUCAGGGGGAGGGCGGCCCGUUGUCAAGGAGAAGCUCACUUCCUAGUUACUGAACGCGUUGCUAUGGAGACCGGAGCAUCUCCUGGUUACUGUUCUCAGGGAGAACGCACAGAGUACGGGAAGCGAUGGACGCCGAGAGCCUGAACCUGUCCCUGGAGCUGGUGCCCGGCCUGAGCCCCGAGCAGAGCGCCGUCCUGCGGACCUCCCUGCUGCUGCUCCAGAGAGACAUGCGGCUUUCCCGCGUCUUCUUCUGGGGCAAGAUCCUGGGGGUCCAGGGGGACUACUACAUAGCACAGGGCACGGAUGGGGGCGAGCAGCUGAGCAGCCGGAGGACAUUCUACAGCCUGAACUGCCUGGAUUGGUGCCUUCUGACUCCGCCUACAGAUGAUGUGAUUGGAGAAGCGCAGCUGAUUAAGGGCCGUUUCAUCGGAGACCCCGCCCACGAGUACGAGCACACUCUGCGCAGCAAGGCGGGGGAGGGGUCGGCGGUGUACGAGGAGGAGGUGACGAAGCACUUUAAGGAGGAGUCCCGUCUGGUCGCCACAAUUGCAAUGAUUGAUCGAGAGGCAGCGUUGGCUCCGCGGGGGGCGUUCAUCAAGAAUCCACUCGGACAGGUCAACGUAAACAGCAGCUUCCGAGGUCUUACAGUCAACGAGGCAAAAAAGCUGAGCUCCUUCUUCCACUUCACCCCAACACUUCACCCCGAGAAGAAGUCUCUGCUGGAGAAGGCCGACCAGGACCCCGCCCUCGACUUCCUGAACUCCCUGGAACACGACGUCCCUAAAGGUUGCUGGAGUCUGCACUGGGAGCAGGGGAGCAGCGUGGUGGUCCUGCGGAGUCUUCUGUGGUUGGGGAUGACCUUCUACCACAUCCCACUGACGCCGCAGCACGGUUACCUGUACAUCGGGAACGGAGAGCGGAACAUCGACCUGCCCUUCAUGAUCUGAGGAGCUCGCACUCGUCAUGGCGAGGUCAAUGGGACUGAGACACAAUCUGUACAAUCCUGGUUUAUUGUAAUGUAUGAACAGAAAACCGACAUUAAAUAAUACCGCGCCAUUCU